Fonticula alba is the source of this 1259-nucleotide messenger RNA. RefSeq lists its product as hypothetical. Lineage: Eukaryota; Rotosphaerida; Fonticulaceae. The coding region runs from base 411 to 677 and encodes 88 amino acids. The transcript has 2 exons. The record is from RefSeq and is a predicted model, not a curated record.
CGCCGCCCCACGCAGGGGCUCCGCCAGUAUAAGAGGCGGCCGCCAGCGCGGCGGCCGGCUCCUGUUUUCCCUCACCCGAACGUCGCCCCCAUACGACGCUUGCCUCGUCCCCCCCGCUCUAACCUCGCUGCCGACGACGGCGCGCCUCUGCGCGUCACUUUCGCGCGCGCGCCCCUCGCGCCCCGGGUUUGUCCGCCCCUCGACAUCCCGGUUCCCUCCGUUGCUCCACCAAUCGUUUGCCCCUGUUUCACCCAUUGAGCCGGCCUUCUUUCCACGGGAAGCCGCCCAGUGAGUGCCUCAGAGCCCCCUCACCCCCCCUUGCGUGACUCGCCGCCGCGUGUGUUCCCGCGUCCUCUCUCGUCCGUCGCCUACCGCCGUAGUCGCACCCGCUCUCGUUGUUCAUCUCCAAGAUGCAGGUCGUCCACCAGCUUAACGCCUUCAACCGCUGCAAGCAGCGCCAACGCGAGACCGAGGCCACCUCGACCGCCGCCACGCCAAACGAUUCCACCGGAGUUGGGAAGAAAGUUUUCGGGUAUACCGAACGUCCACUCUUUCCUGAGGCUCAAAACAAUGGAUUCCUUGCUUCCAUUCACACCCGCCUCUUCGCCUUCUGGCCUGUUACCUCUGCCUCGACCAUGAGCGCGGAGUCUAACAUCCCGGGGCCGAUUGACGGGUAAACACUUGCGAUCUAGCUUUCCCGACUGCGUGGGGAAUACAGUGGACGCCGCCGGCGAGGGGGCGCUCUCUCCUCCCUCCUUCCAUCUUCUCUCUAUGUUUUUUUUUGGAAGAAAGGAGGAGGCCAGGAGCGUCCCCCCUCCGCGGGCUUCCGCCCACUGUUCGCGCACCGGGGUUCCCCGGCUCUCUCGGCCGGGGGAUAGCUAGAUCCGCGCCACCCACACCAUGUGCUUUCUCCUGCGCGUAGUGACCCUGCUGUAUGACGUGUGUCUUCGUGUGCGUGUGCGUGUGCGUGUGCGUGUGCGUGUGCGUGUGUGUCCUCUGAGAUGGUCACACGUCGCACGUGCGCGCGCACGCGCACGCGCGCGUACGCACGUCCUGCUGGGUGGCUGGGCUCCUUGAAAGAGGAAGGGGGUGUCUCAUCUAUUCCCCUCUCUGUGCGCUUCUCGCGGCGUGUGCGUGCCGGAGGAGGAGAGACCGCCACACGCAUUCCCCAUGCGGGUGGUUCUCUCUUUCCCUCCGCGUGCUGCCUCUCCUGCCCGGCGUACAGUCAACAACAAUAGACACGACACCGACCACAAACA